CGCGGACGCUGACACGAGCAAACCCGACCGCCCGCAGCUGGGACCGCGCGGCUCCUAACCCGCCGCCCCGUGGACUCCUGGGAGCGCCAGCCACGCGGGAGUGCGCAGGCGCAGUCGACUGAGCCUCGGCUCGGGGACUCUUCCCUUGUCCAAAAGGAGAGCUCAAAAGAGAAGGCAAAUUCUUAAAGCCAUGCCUCAGGGAUCAGUGUCAUUCAAGGAUGUGACUGUGGACUUCACCCAGGAGGAGUGGCAGCAACUGGACUCUGCUCAGAAGGCCCUCUACAGGGAUGUCAUGUUGGAAAACUAUUGUCACUUCGUCUCUGUGGGCUUUCACAUGACUAAGCCCGAUAUGAUCCACAAGUUGGAACAAGGAAAAGAACUAUGGACAACAGGGAGAAUUUUUCCAAGUCGUAGUUACCUAGGUUGUGAAGAUAGUUCCCUGUAUUUUCUCCUAAAAAUGAUAUGUAUAUUUUGCUUUCUUUUUUUAAAUUAG
Messenger RNA from Camelus dromedarius (Arabian camel), 493 nucleotides. RefSeq names its product zinc finger protein 382-like. The transcript has 5 exons. Gene Ontology annotation, biological process: regulation of DNA-templated transcription. Lineage: Eukaryota; Metazoa; Chordata; Mammalia; Artiodactyla; Camelidae. The record is from RefSeq and is a predicted model, not a curated record. Bases 191 to 493 code for a protein of 100 amino acids.